UUGCCAUUUUGUCACAGUAUACCAAUAUGGCUGACAAAAGGGGGCACGUUGUUAGCCUUAGGUCGAGAAUGCUUUGCAGUUUAUGUAAAACAGGACAGUUAAUUCUGAUAAAUAUUUUGUUGUUAUCUUUAUCUCAAGCUAAAGUUGAUAGACCAAGAGGAGUAUCUAUUUCAAAAUCAUCCCUUUAUAAACCUGGUGAUAGUUUUACUUGUUUUGAUAAUUCUGAUACUAUUCCAUAUUCACAAAUAAAUGAUGACUACUGUGACUGUAAAGAUGGCUCAGAUGAACCAGGUACGUCAGCCUGUCCCAAUGGGUCUUUUCACUGUACCAAUGCUGGCUACAGGCCCCUGACUAUGCCAUCUUCCAGGGUGAAUGAUGGGAUCUGUGAUUGCUGUGAUGGAACAGAUGAAUACUCAGGAGAAACUACUUGUGUUAAUACAUGCAGAGAAAUGGGGAGGGCAAUGAGAGAGGAACAGGAAAGGAUGAAACAGCUAUUGCAGGAAGGGGUGAAAAUCAGGGAUGAUUAUAUUAAACAAGGCAAGGAUGCAAAGACAGAAAAAAGAGCAAGACUGGAAGCAUUAGAGAAAGAAAAAGAUGAAGCUGAGGCAAAGAAAAAUGAAUUAGAAAAUAUUAAAAAUGAGGCAGAAAAGCCUGAAAAAGAAGCAAAAGAUGCACACCAGAAAGCUUGGGAAGAGGAAAAAUCACUACGUGAAGCAGAAAAAGAAGCCAAGAAAGUUGAAGAGGCUUUUGCAGAAUUGGACAGCAAUGCAGAUGGGAUUAUAACAACAUCAGAACUAGCAACACACCCAGAAUUUGAUAAAAAUUCAGAUGGUCAGGUGUCAGAACAAGAGCAACAGGAAUAUUUGGAAGACCACAAUUCCGUGGACAUCAAAACAUUCCAGGAGAAAGUUUGGCCCAAUAUCAAGGAUAUCAUAAAGUUCCCAGAACCUGAAAAAGAGGAGUCAGCCAAGGGGGAGGCAACACCCCCUGGUGAGGAGAUGGAGGAGGGAGCAGAGUUUCCUGAAGAGGCUGAGGUCGCUCCAUCACCAGAAACUAAAUCCCAGGGAGGGGAGGAUGAAGACCUCGGUGAUGAUGAUGAUGAGGAGGAGGAGGAUUAUGACAAAGAUGACGAGGAUUAUGAGAAAGAUGAUGAAGACCAUGAAUAUGGGACUGAUGAAAAGAAAGAGGAGGAAGAAGAAGAAAAAAUGCCAGAUUAUGAUGAAGAAACAAAGGUUUUGAUACAAGCUGCUGAUAAUGCAAGACAUGAAUUUACAGUUGCUGAACAGAAAUUCAAAGAUUUAGAAAAUGAGAUGAAUGAUUUGAAUCACUUCCUGACCCUAGACUUGGGCCCAGAUGAUGCUUUCUACCCACUGAAAGGCCAGUGCUUUGAGUACACUGACAGAGAAUAUGUAUAUAAGCUUUGCCCAUUUGAUAAAGCAUCACAGAGGCCAAAGAAUGGAGGCUCUGAAACUAGUCUUGGAACAUGGGGCAAGUGGACAGGACCAGAAGAAAAUAUAUAUUUGAAAAUGAAAUAUGAGAGAGGACAGGGCUGCUGGAAUGGUCCUGACAGAUCUGCUACAAUCACCUUACAUUGUGGAAUGAAAAAUGAGUUAAGAAAUGUGGCUGAACCAAAUCGUUGUGAAUACACAUUUGACUUUGAGACUCCUGCUGCCUGUACUGCACCUGCUAAACAGUCUGAAGACAUACAUGAUGAACUAUAGCAAUUCUGACAAGAAUAGAAGUUAAUAGAAGUUUUUCUUCUGGAUAAAAAUUUUGCAUUGCUGCUAGCAUCUGCAGUUUAUUCAGGUGUUAAUUCUCUUUAUUAUUAUUGUUUUUUUGUAAGGGGGGGGGCGGUUAAGCUUUCUCUUUCAUUUUGACGAUUGUCUUAAGCUAAUUAUGUAUAAAGAUUGUAUAUUUUCCAAUUCUGAUCAGUGUUUUCUCAAUUUAACUAAUAAAAAGUUUAUGUCCAAUAUUGUAGUGAAGAUAAAGAAUGCAAAUUUAUUCCAACAAAACAGCGCAGUUCUUUUCAGGUUGUAUUUGUUAGCUGAUCUUGUAAUGCUACACAUUCCUCUUGGUCUGAAAUGUGCAUUGUGUAGUUCUCUUUAUGAAUUGAUACCUUGUUUCAAUAAAGAAUCGU
Lingula anatina is the source of this 2137-nucleotide messenger RNA. Its product is annotated as glucosidase 2 subunit beta. Gene Ontology annotation, cellular component: glucosidase II complex. Gene Ontology annotation, biological process: N-glycan processing. The record is from RefSeq and is a predicted model, not a curated record. NCBI's taxonomy places the organism in Eukaryota, Metazoa, Brachiopoda, Lingulata, Lingulida, Lingulidae. Gene Ontology annotation, molecular function: calcium ion binding.